Molecule: messenger RNA, 1100 nt
Organism: Gossypium raimondii (Peruvian cotton)
Lineage: Eukaryota; Viridiplantae; Streptophyta; Magnoliopsida; Malvales; Malvaceae
Exons: 4
Coding region: 122-880 (252 amino acids)
Source: RefSeq, a predicted model, not a curated record
ACUUAAAUCCAAUUUUUAUAAGUUGAUUCCCGAUCCUAUAUAAAAAAGGAAACACAGAAGUCAAGCAAGCAAGGGAAGAAAGCCUUUCAAACUUGUUGAAUUUGAAAGAGAGAAGAAAAAAAUGUAUCAUCCAACCAGAGGCGGCGUUCGUGGUGGCAGAGAUCAAUUUAGUUGGGAGGAUGUAAAGGUUGAUAAACAUCGGGAGAAUUAUCUUGGUCAUAGUAUUAAGGCACCUAUUGGGAGAUGGCAAAAAGGGAAGGAUCUGCACUGGUAUUCAAGGGAUAAAAAUUCCAAGGGUUCAGAUGCUGAGGCUCUAAAAGAAGAAAUUAGAAGAGUCAAGGAAGAGGAGGAGCAGGCCAUGAGGGAGGCUCUUGGACUGGCUCCUAAGCAUUCUAGUCAACCUCAAGGCAAUCGUCUUGAUAAGCAUGAGCUUUCGGAACUUGUGAAGAGAGGGUCUACUGCAGAGGACUUAGGUGCAGGCCAUGCUGAAGCAGCACGAGUCCACGGUCUUGGUUUUGCAAGAUUGCCACGUGCAUGGGAAGAUCCAACUACACUUCCAUCCACUCAGAAGGAAGCCUCACCUGAGCCAGUCAAGGUAGAUGAACCCGCUCCAUCAACCACCAAUGCUGAAGAAGGUGAAUCAGACUAUGAAAGCAGCAGGAAGAGAAAGAAGCGCGAGGAGAAGCGACGGGAAAAGCAUGACAGACAUGAGAAGCGGCAUGACAACAAACACGAGAAGCAUGAAAAGCGACACGAAAAGAAUGAGAAGCGGCAUGAAAAGUACGGGAAGCAUGAGAGACAUGAGAAACAUGAGAAACCAUAUUCCCGUGAAUCAGAUGAUAAGAGAAGUCAUAGGAAGGACAAAGAAAGGAGGGCAUGAAUCCAAUUUUGGACUGAAUGUCUUUUCUUUCUGGCCACCUCUGUAUCGUUUUCCUGUGUUAUGGAUUGAUAUCUUAGUUUCUCUUCUGCUCUUUUUCUUCUUUUUCCUUUGUGCAAUGGUAUAAAUCAUACGGUAUGAUAUGUUUUUAGUAAUUUGCAGGAGAAUGUAGAUCACUGUCUGUUGACAUCUCACCUGGAAAUCUAUGAGACAUAGUUGAAAA